CCGAGUUCAGCCUCGUUUCCAAUGAAGCGGUUCUCUUGUGAGGCAACAGGGAGCAAAAGCAAAAAUUUAUCGAAUUUUUGUUGAAUUGUAAAUUGAUAUACACACCGUGCAAUGGCAAGGACAAGCGCUACAUAGUACAAGGUUGUCCACUUGGCUUCAAUCCAACAUGGGCGACUUUAAACUAGCCUCGGCUGGUGAUGAUAUUAAAAUAUGGGACUGCAAUGGAUACACGCUGGUCAAACAGUACAACCCACAUCCAGGGAAUAUUGGGUCCUUGUGCUGGAGUCAUGAUAAUUUUUUCCUUGCCAGUACAUGCUCUGGUGGAGAUAGGAUUGUGCUGACAUAUAUGAAAACUGCUGCAAGUAAUGCAGUGGAAGUUACACUUGGGGAGGAUACCAGCUGCACAGUGUUCAGCUCCCAGUCCAGGUAUGUGCUAGGAGGCAGGAAGGACGGCUCCUUACAACUGUGGGAUCUCAAAACCCAGAAACUCAAGAAAGUCUACAAGGAUCACAAAUCUCCAGUCUCCUGCUUGUCCUUCAACUGGAAUGACACCUACAUGGCCUCAGGGUCAGAGUCUGGGCAGAUUGUCCUGCAUAAUGCGGUCACUGGUCAAGCUUCCAGUCCACUGGUCACUCCUAAGACACAGGCAAUACGUAAACUCCAAUACAGCAAUUUUAAGAAGUCAUUGCUUGGCUCUGUAUCUGACGACGGGGCCUUGAAUCUUUGGGACGUAAACACACGGCGCCUGCUACAUUCAUUUAAUGACAUGCACCGUGCUCCUGCGACAGGACUUGUGUUUUCUCCGCUCAAUGAAAUGCUGCUAAUGAGUGUGGGACUAGACAAAAGAAUUGUAUGUUAUGAUGUCCAUGGUAAAACGGCUGUUAAAUCGGUUACAGCUGACAGUCCCCUGACAUCCGUUGACAUGCUACAUGACGGCGUGACUGUUGCAGUUGGCACCACGCGUGGCAUGGUUCACAUUUAUGAUCUCCGCCAAGGAAUGACUCCAGUGAGGUCGCUGAAUGCUCACAAGUCUUCAGUGCAGUGUCUGAACUUCCAGUCUAAUUAUAAACCCUCCAAGGAUAGCGGAAGUAAGAGAGCUACGUCUGCCACUCCCAGGACAGUUCAACCACCAAAGACCGCAGCUUCCUCUAUUGUGAAAGCAGCUGGUGCUGCCAAGUCCAAUCACAAGAUGGAGCCAGAAACACCUGCACAAAGAGCAAGCUUGACUGACAAGACCAACCUUACUAAGAUCAGAGAGGAGCAUCUACAGGACUCGACAGAGCAGGAUAUGUUCUCUCCUCUUAGAGAAGGUGGUUCAGGAGAUGGAUCAGAGCUGGUCGCUAACAGCAGGACCUUUGAGAAUGUCCCCUCAGAGAACAGACCAGACAUUGUUGGGAUGGCCGCUGGCGUGGGGAGCAGGCAGCAGGACAGCUUUACUGCAGGAGGUGUGUUUUCACCUUUGUCUGCUAAUACAUCCAACACCUCACUAAGAAGAAAUCCUAUUGGUGCUGGUAGCCUCAAUGACUCUUCAUUGUUAGGAAACCGUCCAAUCACAACAGGAGUUUCUUUUGAAGAUGGCCUGCAUGCAAAGAGUUCAGAGGUCCAUGCAGAUACUGGAGCUGGAAUUACAGAUGAAGAUGUAGAGAGCAAGUCAUACCAGUACAUGAAUGGCACACCUGGUGUCAGAUUACCUUUACCACAAGGUAUUUCAGAGGGCAGCACAAGAAGUCCACGAACCCCAAGAACACCCAGAACCCAGGCUGCUGUAAGUGAUGACCUCUAUAGGUCAGACAAGGUCACAACAAGACCAAAAGACCUGUCCUCCAGAGAGACUGAAUCACGGAUGGGGGAAAGGCAUUCAGACAGCUGGACAGUAGCUGAGAGCAGUCAGAGACAGAGAAUGACCAGUGGUCAAAAAGUGGACUCGAGAGACGGAGUGGUGUCUCGGCUUUCAUCACACAUAACAAGCAGUCGUGGCUCAGGAGAUUGGAUGGACGGAUCUGAUUGGAAACCACAUCAAGAGCAGCACCAACAACAGACUGCUUACUCUACUACAAACUCUAGCAGUAAUGCAGUUGUCCCACUCUCUGGGGGCAUUGGAGCUGGGGCAGCGGCUUCAGGGACCACACCCACCACGCCCCAGGGUGUGCCCCUGGGUAUUCAACCAUUUCACACAGAGUUUAUCAGGAAUGUUGUGGAGGAAGCCAUGGAAGAGUUCAGAGAUCAGAUGCACAGGGAACACAUUCAUCUACAGAUGGAGAUGAUAAAACAAUUUCAAAUUCAGCUGCAUGAAGUCAGGUCUAUGCUUCAGGAAUUUUCAGUCAACGAAGAACUUGUGGCAGAGAUCCACCGACUGCGAGAGGAAAAUGAGAGGCUGAAGAAGAACUACUGAAUAAACGUGUCUUUGUUAUAAACUUCUCAUGUUUACAUAAACAUUGCUUUAGCAUUAAACAUUUUAUCACUGCAAACAUAUGCCCAAUAUAUUUAUUUCCAAAAAUAAAUUGAAAAUAUGUUAUAAUACUUGUUUAUACAAAAAUGUAAACAAAUUGAAUGCUUUCAUUAAAAAUAGCUUGGGUAGGUUGCCAAAGUUCUAAUUAAAGUGUUGCCUGUGUUCAUAGAUGAUGCAUUGCUAUUUUUGUGUGUUAAACCCGAGUCAAGAAAAGAAAGUUGUUGGGCCUGGUAUGAACUUGUUAAAAAGAAGGGAAAAAUCGGUGGACCAUUUUCCGUCCCUUUCAAUAAAUAUUUCAUCUUUUGAGUGUGUGAGGUUUUUUAAUUGAGUGGGGAAUAAGACAAACAAAGAGGAAUGAAUGUGUCAUUUGGUCUGGUAUGGUGUCCACAGUGAUAAGUACUUUUUCCUUCUCUGUCAUAUUUUGCGACUCUUUUAAAUUGAAUUGUACUACAUAAUAUGUAUCACUGCUGUAAUAAUUUAUCCUCAAGUAUAUAGUGCUUAAAAUUCAAUAAGGGUAAUUUUUUUUUUUUAGAACGAGUCAUUUUUCACAGAUUCCUUCUAUCUGUUAAAAUGUCUCACUAUUGAAGUGAUAAUCAGUCAGCAAUGUGGCUUAUCUGAGGUCAUAUAUUAUUUCGUUUGUUAAGUUUUUGGAUAAGUUUAAUGCUAGAGAAAGAAGAACACUACAAUGUAGCACUUUAAAAAAAGCUUUCUGCAUAAGCCAUGGGCAAUGUUAACUUUUCAACUUAAAAGGAGCUUACCUUCAUUAUUUUUAUAGAAGUGAUCCUAAAUGACUUUUGUGUGGUAUUACAGGUGAGAAGCAUGAUGAAAUAUGAUCAUAAACUGUUUGGGGUAGUUAUGCAGAGACCGAUGCCAAAUUAUUGCUACUAUUGAAUAUAUACUGUCAUUUAGGAUAUAAAAAAUUCUAGUUAAGUACUAAUUGCUUCGUUAGAUAGAAAGCGCUGCAAUGCAGGUAAAU
Messenger RNA from Lingula anatina, 3425 nucleotides. RefSeq names its product protein NEDD1. Gene Ontology annotation, molecular function: gamma-tubulin binding. Lineage: Eukaryota; Metazoa; Brachiopoda; Lingulata; Lingulida; Lingulidae. The record is from RefSeq and is a predicted model, not a curated record. Gene Ontology annotation, cellular component: ciliary basal body; spindle pole; cytoplasm. Gene Ontology annotation, biological process: mitotic cell cycle; microtubule nucleation.